This is a messenger RNA of Doryrhamphus excisus (bluestripe pipefish), 1096 nucleotides long. RefSeq names its product progestin and adipoQ receptor family member 4. Lineage: Eukaryota; Metazoa; Chordata; Actinopteri; Syngnathiformes; Syngnathidae. The record is from RefSeq and is a predicted model, not a curated record. Gene Ontology annotation, cellular component: membrane. Gene Ontology annotation, molecular function: signaling receptor activity.
GGUUGCUUGUUUCCUGCGGCAGUUACCUGGGGAGGGAUGGCUGACGGUUGCGGAGGUCUCCGCCCGCCUCACUGUGGUACUCUGUGGCCUUUCUUAGGAUGUUGAACUCGGCCACUAUUAUUUUUUUAGGAUGAUUAGCAAAGGGCCGAGGUUGUUGGACUUGACCAAAACCCCGUCGCAUCUUCAGUUUAACAAAUAUGUCCUGACGGGCUACCGUCCGAUGUCCACUGCUCAGGAGUGUCUCCAGAGCCUGUUUUACAUGCACAAUGAACUGGGAAACAUCUACACUCAUGGUAUCCCCUUCUUCCUCUUCCUGGUACUGCUACCCUUCAGCAUCCCAUGGAGAGAUGUUGACAGUAUCUGGAUUGGUGUGGUCCACUACCUGGCCUGCUUAAGUCCCACUGUGGGUUCUGUGGUGUACCACGUGUUCAUGAAUCAUGUGGGUGGGGAGCACGUGUAUGACGCCUUGCUGUCGCUGGACAUGUUUGGGGUCUGCUUGGUGAACAGUUUAGGUGCUCUUCCAAUCAUCCACAUCACGCUCCUCUGCUUCCCGACCGUACGGCAGGUCGCCAUGUUGACCUACGUCUUCCUGUCAGCCUACAGCAUCUACUGCGCCACCACCGCCCGCACAAAUAUCCUGCGUCUGCGGGCCUUCGUGUGGCAGGUCCUGUUCCGUUUCAGCCUCUUCCUGUUCCGGGUCUACGGCAGUGGAGUGGGCAGCCCCAACUCUCUGAGGCUCUUUGUCAUCAUGGACACUCUAGCUGUCCUGGGGGGUCUAGUCAAUGUAAUCCAGAUACCCGAACGCUUCAGUCCAGGUCUGUUUGACAACUGGGGGAACAGCCACCAGAUAAUGCAUGUCAUGGUUAUUUGUGGCAUCGUUUACCUGCACUGGGGGACUCUGGAGGAUCUGACCUGGGUUAAGAACUACCAGUGUCCUACUCAGUGAACCUGUUUUUAGCAUUAAAUGAAUUGAUGGAGACUAUUUAUUAAAAUGCACUUUGCCCUGGUGGCAAAAAGGGACAACUUAGUGUUAAAUCUGCGUGACCAUGUUUAAGUUUUAUUUUGAAUAGCAUAAAUAAUAUAUUUUUACAUCUAA